GUCGGCGUUGUCAUUGUCCCGGGCUUGCCCGUGGCUCUCUCCAUGAGGCGCAGCCCUGCGAUGAAGGCGCCAAUCACGACGACGGCGCAUGGCGGCAGAAGUAAACCGGGUCUGCCGCGCUUGACGGCAUCAGGCGGUUUCCUUCGCCGCUGCUUGAGCCUGUCCUCCACCGUGGUUGACAAAGCCAGGGGGUGUCUGGUGGUUGACACGGUCAAGUCGUCGUGAGCGGUUGUGGCAAAGGGAAGGGGUGCAACCUGCCAACGAGCGCGUUUGUGUGUGGAUGUUAGGGGAACUAGGGUGGGAAGUAAUGCUAUGAUGUGGACGCGGACAUGGCAGCCUGCCAGGAGACGGACCUGCUGGGGUUACGAGGGGGUUGUCGCGUUGGUAUUGUGACGUUUGGCCGAUGUAUGACCCGAAGUCUGGCGUGAAGAGAUAGUUGGAAUGAGCAAG
This is a messenger RNA of Thermothelomyces thermophilus ATCC 42464, 450 nucleotides long. RefSeq lists its product as uncharacterized. NCBI's taxonomy places the organism in Eukaryota, Fungi, Ascomycota, Sordariomycetes, Sordariales, Chaetomiaceae. The transcript has a single exon. The coding region runs from base 43 to 225 and encodes 60 amino acids. The record is from RefSeq and is a predicted model, not a curated record.